AUGAGUAAAGAUAAGGGCAAGAACCUGGCAAAAAGCAGGACAAAAGCGACCACAAAGGUCAAAAAGGUCACCAAGGGCAAAAAUAAUAAUGACAAUAGUCAUGAAAACAGCGUGACACCUCAUGGACAAAUAUCACCACAUUACUUACAGGCUUACUUGAAUAGUGCGAACUUGACCAUGGGCACAAACUUUUUAAAUGUGCCAAUGGGUACAGCGCAAGUACCUCCACCUUUUAUUCAGCAUGGUAAUACUGAAAUGAUUAAGACGGCAUCUAUUCCUCCCAGUGGACCAAAUGCAUCAGCAUAUAGUAUUGAAGCUUCUGUAAAUCCGCAUGCACAAUCAGUACCACCGAAUUACUUCAUGCCUCCUCAAUUUGCACAUAGUACACAACCAAUAAUAAAACAUGAAGACGGUUUGGAUGCGCAGAUUAUGUCUAACACAAGUAUUGAUAAAUCUGAAACACAAAGUCAGACUGGCACUCCAAAUGACUUAGAAGUCUCUUUCCCCAGCAUUAGCAGUGGAAACGCCUCCAUUAGCGGUAAAGAUAAAUUUAAUGAAGAGGGUCUUACAGAAGACGAAAUAAAAGCCAGGAAAAAGGCUCAGAAUAGAGCAGCACAAAAGGCUUUUAGAGAGAGGAAAGAAGCCAGACUUAAAGAGCUUGAAAAUAAGUUAUCUGACAUAGAGAAAAAUAGAGAUUUACUUGUUAACGAACUAGAAGAUUUAAGGAGAUUGAACAUGGAAAUAAAUGAAGAGAAUAGAAUACUUCUUAGAAAAGGCGAUACUGUGUAUAAACUAGAGCCUAAUGAAGUUGCUGAAAAUGGUAAAUUUUCGUUUCCAUCAGAAGACGAAUUUUUUGCACAGGUUGUGCUUGGUAAAUAUAAUGCAGAAGGUGCUAAGCAUUCUAAUGAUUUUGAGGAUGAUGCUAAUAAAUUGUUGACUGUUCCUAAAACUUGGAGCUAUCUACAUAGACUUUCAGAAGAAAAGAAUUUUGAUGUCUUAUGUCUCAUGGAAAGAUUGAAGGGACGCGAAGUUUCUCACAAAAAUGGGCCUGCCUACUACAAAAACGUAAUAGAUACCCUUGUUGAAGAAGCAUGCCUAGAAAAUUAA
This is a messenger RNA of Nakaseomyces glabratus, 1107 nucleotides long. RefSeq names its product Yap3p (gene YAP3). Gene Ontology annotation, cellular component: RNA polymerase II transcription regulator complex. The record is from RefSeq and is a predicted model, not a curated record. Lineage: Eukaryota; Fungi; Ascomycota; Saccharomycetes; Saccharomycetales; Saccharomycetaceae. Gene Ontology annotation, biological process: regulation of DNA-templated transcription. Gene Ontology annotation, molecular function: transcription cis-regulatory region binding; DNA-binding transcription activator activity, RNA polymerase II-specific.